Messenger RNA from Oreochromis aureus, 3961 nucleotides. RefSeq names its product mitochondrial basic amino acids transporter-like. The record is from RefSeq and is a predicted model, not a curated record. Gene Ontology annotation, cellular component: mitochondrion. Lineage: Eukaryota; Metazoa; Chordata; Actinopteri; Cichliformes; Cichlidae. Gene Ontology annotation, molecular function: high-affinity L-arginine transmembrane transporter activity. Gene Ontology annotation, biological process: mitochondrial L-ornithine transmembrane transport. Bases 586 to 1503 code for a protein of 305 amino acids. The transcript has 4 exons.
AAUGUGCAAAGUGCGAUAUAUACCAUAUGUGUAAAAACAUAUAGUUUCAUAUCACCCGUAGCAUCAAGCUGUAGUGUGUAUUCAUUUAUUUAUUGUUUUCUAAAUGUUAGGAUACGGCAAUAACGCGGUGGUGUCUCUUCCCCUGAUUGGAUAGAAAUUCUAUGCGGACCGUCCUACCGUUACCUGCUACUUCCUGUGACGCAAGCUCCUUUGACAUACAUAUAUAAUGAACUUCUGAAUUACAGACAGUGUGGAGGAAGUCUGCAUUGACCGUAAACGUCGCAAAGGUUCAUUUAAAGCGCGCAGGUCAACAGGAGAGGUUUAGCAGUACAAACAGAGAAAAUACAAUUAGCAGGAUUCGUGACCGUAACAGAGAGAGGCACGUUACAAGCUAGCUAAUGGUAGCGAAGAUAAACGUUACCUGAUAUUAUCAUUUAGCAGUGAUCCAUCAGCUAGAUAAAACGCUUAGGUACACGUUUUGGAAACGUUAAAGUAAAGGUUGUUUGGGCAAAAGCUGAGAAAGACAGAAAGACAUCGAGAACCUUUUGGUGUGCUUUAGAUAUUAUUGAUGGACUUCAUUGCUGGAUGUUUAGGAGUAUUGUUUCAUUGUCUGUAGGUGCGGCUGGAGUGUUGGUUGGACACCCAUUUGACACAGUAAAGGUAAGACUGCAGGUCCAGAAUGCUGAUAAACCUGUAUAUCGUGGGACUUUCCACUGCUUCCAGUCCAUCAUACGUCAGGAGUCGGUAUUUGGCUUGUAUAAAGGCAUUGGAUCCCCCAUGAUGGGCCUUACAUUCAUCAAUGCUAUAGUGUUUGGUGUUCAGGGAAAUACAAUGCGAUGGCUGGGGGAAGACACCCCAAGGAACCAGUUCCUUGCUGGUGCUGCAGCGGGAGCCAUCCAGACUGUAGUCUGCUGCCCCAUGGAGCUGGCCAAAACUCGCAUGCAAAUGCAGGGUACAGGGGUAAAGACGGGCUAUAAAAAGAUGUAUAAGAACUCCUUUGACUGUUUGCUACGCAUUUACAAACAGGAGGGUCUGCGGGGUGUAAACAGGGGCAUGGUUACUACACUUGUCCGUGAAACACCUGCCUUCGGGGUUUACUUCCUGUCGUAUGAUUUGCUGACUCGCAGCCUCGGCUGUGAGCCAGAUGCCCGCUUUUUGAUUCCCAAACUGCUCUUUGCUGGGGGUAUGGCAGGCGUCAUAUCUUGGGUCUGCAACUAUCCCGUAGAUGUGAUCAAAUCACGACUCCAAGCAGAUGGGGUGGGUGGUGUGAACCAGUACAGCAGCAUUGCUGACUGUAUCCGGCAGAGUGUCAGGAAAGAGGGUUACAUGGUGUUCACUCGAGGCCUCACUUCCACACUGCUAAGAGCCUUCCCUGUGAAUGCUGCCACUUUUGCUACCGUCACCCUCUUCCUCAUGUACGCGCAACCUGAGAACAGAGGGCCUAAAGACUGUGAGCCGGCCCCGACACAGACAGAGGAGCAGACCCGGCCCACCAACCUGUGACAGCAUACAGUGCUCAUCCUCAACCCAGGCACUUUAGAAGAAUACAGCAAAACAAAAUGUAUAUUCAAACUUUUUGUUACUCUGACUUGGUUUCACAUCACAUCAGCCAUUCCUUGUUUUGAAUCCAAAUAUACUUGGUUUAUAUCAGCACUUUUUAUUUUCUAUGGAGCAAAAAGGAGAGCAAAACAUCUUUACUUUUAGCAAUAAUUUAAGUUUAGUGUUUGCUUCUGUAGAUGCAGAAGUUGAUAUACCUCUAAUAAGGUGGGGGAAAUAGAAGCUGACAGAUUCAUGACAGCUUUUGAAAUGACCUCAUCCUUUGAAUUAUUUUGUAUAAAAGAAAAGGAUUUGUUACUGAGCCACAAACCUGUCAGUAUGGCUAGAUUGUGUGUAUGGUAUAGGCACUGGAAAUUUAUAUCUCUAUUUACAUAUAUCUUCAAAUUUGCAGUGUUUAUCUAGAUUUAAAUAUUCCAGAGAAUCUUUUUUUUAAUGUGUAUCUAAAGAAUUUCUCCUGCCUUAUAAAACGGUUUUUCUUCGUGUAAGGAAGCUAAAGCACGUGUUUGUACCUGAAGUGUAUCCUCUGAAGAGUUGGGUGAGUAACAGGGAACCAAUGUAGCGUGUGAUAAGCAUGCAGAACUUAUCACAUUUAAACUGCUUUCAAACCAAAAACCAUCACAGCUUCAGUCUCAUCCAUUGCACGAUUAGCCCGUGCAGCACAUGCCAGUAUCCGAUGCAUGCAAAAAGCAUCAGGUCUAACAGCUCUUCAUGGAUCGAAUGAAAAACGUCUGGGUGUGAAUCGAGAUGGCGGUUGCCGUUUUUGUUUUAUUGGUUUGUCUGUGUGUGUUGUGUUCUCCCAAAUAAUAUCAAGUUUUAUUAUUGUUACUCACUGCUGUGUUAAAGGUCUAGUAUAAAACCUUGAUAUUUUGUUUGACAUUAUCUUCUUUUCAAAGGUGAUUUUAAGUCUGUGUAUGAUAUUCAAGGCCAGAUAUUCAUGCUGGGGCACUUUAAAGAAAUCUGCAAAGAAUUGCAUUUCUGAAACCAACAAAUAACACAAGAUUGAGGCGGGCAACUUCUUGUUUUUCUCUGAGGGAUACUUUAGGUCAGGGAUAUCAAAGUAAUUUUACAUUGAGGGCCACACGCAGUCCUCUUUCAUCUUAAAUGGGCCGGACAAGUGAAGCUCCACUUUCUGUUUAACUGCGCGUUUAAUCUAUGAGAUAUAUUAAUAUGAAAUAAAGAACUGCAAUUUCUACAGAACAUCUCUGUUUUUCUACGUUGUAAAUGUGUAAAAUUACAGAAAACAUUCUGGUAGCUCACUGAACACACUGUCCCAUAUUUAUAAAACCUUUUUAUUGAUUAAUGAAAGUCUUUUUGUUUUAACCGAAAUUUCUAUAACAGGAACUUCUCUGUUAUUUAAUUGUUUAGCUAUUAGUUAACUACUUUGAUGUAGUAUGAAUGACUAUGGGGGAGGUCUUUAUCAGCAGGAAAGGCUGUAAAACGUAUAAAAAAAAUAAAGUUAAUCCAAAAAUGUAUGCCCUUUGUCAUAGUUUCUAAAGUCAUCCAGAGACCAGCAGUCUUUGCUGGGCCAAUUUUAGGCCCUGGGCCUUAUGUUUGACACCCCUGCUCUAGGUGAUUUAUUGCACUUUGGUGUUCUUCUGACUUUGUUUUGUUUCAGGGAAAACUCUGGUGGUGUAACAUCCUUUGCUGAAUGAAGAAAAGCAAACAAAUUUAAAAGAAGAAAUUUUGGAUUAGUGUUCAUGUUUAAAUGUAAAUGUUGCUAUGAACUCGAGUUUUUCUUCUCAGUAAGGGGAUAAUUUUCUGUCAGUCCUGUCAGACUCCAAUCAAAGCUUUUUCAAGCUUUUAAGUUCUCACACUGGCAGCAAAUUAAACCCAACAUGCUUUGCAUGAAAACAAUCUACUUACCCGCAGCUGCACUAAUUCCACGUUUGUUGAAUGUAACACACCUGUUUUGAUGUGCAGGUGUUUUAUUUUAAGAGUUUAAGGACAAAAGUAUUUUGGGGGAAUCCUUCAGUGAUGGUACACUUAAACACAAGAGUUGUGGUGUGGUGGCGGUGAUGAAUGAAAGCAUGAUUGCCAUGUAUGCAAAAGUUGCUUUUGUUUAACUCUAUAUUCAACUUCUCAAACAGCGACUGUUAUCUGUGGCUACAAAGUACAUCUGAAGCAUAUUACAUGACAAAUAUUUAAUCCAGCUCUUUGAAAGAUGCAAUACUUACAGAAUAUAAUUCUGAUAAUGCAGGAUUCUUUUGAAGUAACUGGUUAAAUACAUAUUAUAUGUUUUUUAUUCUAAAAUAAUAAUGCAGUGCAAUACCAUGAAUGUCUGGGUUUAAGUUUAAACUGUCGUUAAUCAGUUUAAGUUACCUGGUGUAUUUACAGAAAAACUGAGAUGUGAUAUUUUUGUCAUGCAGAACCUAUUUGUCUAUUUUGGCAAUAAAGAUCUGUACAA